AGCAACGCACGUUAUUUUAUUUAUUUCUUGUUAAAAUUUUACAAUUUUUAUAUUUAUCAACAACAAAAUGGAAACAACUAUUACAUAUUUCUUCACAAUUGUUAUCGUCCUUUUGACGUCUGCACAAUCCAGACCCCAGCAUUCUGCUCCAUCAAAUUUCGUCUUAUGGAACUAUUUUCCAUUCUUGCAACAUCAACAACUGCAGAUGAUGCAACAGAACAACAUUCCGGUCAUGCACCCGAUUAACAUGCCCCAAACACAUCAUCAGGGGCAAUAUCCUAGCAUCGAGAUGUAUUUCAGCCGACCGAGUGCUGUAGGUGACAUCCAGUACCAAGAGCUCAAGGCCUCUCCCCCCGCAGCACCACCGUCGUCCUUGUCACCACCCAAAAUAACAAGGAUACCAAAGUCAACACAAAAAACUACCACUACAACAACAACAACGACAACGACAACAACAAAACGACCAACAAAACGUCGCAGGAUAUCGGUGAAAAGCUCAACACCACCCGUAGCCGAAUCCCUAAAGGCCCAAUUGUCAAGGGGAAUCUUUGAGAUGGCACGCAACAUCCAGAAGAACAUCCUCUCGGAGAAAAUGUUCAAACAGACCGGCAAUGGAAAAUUCAAUGUUAUCUCGCCGAUAAAUGUGGCUGCUGUCCUGUCGCUCCUCGAACUCGGAGCAAAGGGUCAGACCAAUCAGGAAUUGCAAAACAUUUUGGGCUUUGAUAAGUUGCAAACAUCAACAUCAAAAAAUCCUUUGGCCCCACACUAUGCCCUCGGACAAAUGCUUGAGUCUAUUCUAUUCCCAGAAUCAUCGUCGUCAUCGUUGGCUUCACCAUCGUCAACGGAUCCAGAAAUCAAUAUGGCAAAAGGAAUUUUUAUGCAAACAGGAUACAGCAUGAGGCAAGAUUAUCGAACAUCGGUGGAGACCAUUUAUCAAAGUCAAGUCACAGCUUUGAAUUUCCAACAACGUCCGGCAGUGGCUACAAAAUUCAUUAACGAUUGGGUGAAGAAGCAGACAAAUGGAAAAAUCGGGAAUAUCCUUGCGGAUGGCAUUGACACGUCCACCCGCAUGAUGGUAGCCGGGGCUGUAUACUUCAAGGCGAUGUGGGUGUCUUCUUUCAUUCCAGCAGCCACAUCCAAACGUCCAUUCUAUCCCCAAGGCAAGCAGGGACAAAGGAUUAUGGUCGAUACGAUGGGCAAUGGUGGUGAAUUCAAUUACUACGAAUCGAAGGAUUAUGACUGUGGCAUUGUGGCUCUUCCAUUCAAAGCCCAAGCAUCAUCGUCAUCGUCGUCGUCGCAUUCCUCUUCAGCCACAACAAUGUAUAUUAUCCUGCCGAAUAAAUCGAAUGCAUCAAAACUGAGGAAGCUGCAAGCAAGUCUAACGUCCGAUAUUAUUGAUGAGAUGAUUUUAAAGAUGACAAAACGAAGGACCUUCAUUAGCCUGCCAAAGAUGCAUUUAAGUGACACACUCGAUCUGAAGGACGUUUUGGGACAGUUGAAUGUUAAAACUCUCUUCGAUGGCAACAGGAGCGACCUCACUGGCAUCACCGAACACAAUCAGAUAUCGCUUGAUGGAUUUCUGCAUAAAAUCGAUCUAACCAUCACAGAGGCUGGCACAGAGGCUGCUGCAGCGACAGCUUCUCAUUUAUCAAGACAGGAAUACGAUGUCGAGUUCCGAGUGGAUGGACCGUUUAUGUUCUUUGUGCGACAUGAAGAAACUAAACUGCCAAUAUUCUAUGGCUCUGUCAUUGAGCCUGUGAAUUGUGUCUAAGUCUGAAAGUCUAAAAUGGCAAAUCUUAAAAUUUCAUUUGUGGCCAUCAUCGGAGACACACAGUGAUCCCUUCCCUGUCACUGGAUGACGAUUUUUAUGCUUGUUUUUUGUUGAGUUUGUUUUUUUAUAAAUGUUCCUGUUUUUGUCUUCUAUUUAUUUAUUUAUUUAUGUACAUUAUUUUAAAUACUUCUAAGGCUGAUUCGA
This is a messenger RNA of Eupeodes corollae, 1975 nucleotides long. Its product is annotated as serine protease inhibitor 28Dc-like. Gene Ontology annotation, molecular function: serine-type endopeptidase inhibitor activity. The coding region runs from base 68 to 1771 and encodes 567 amino acids. The transcript is spliced from 2 exons. The record is from RefSeq and is a predicted model, not a curated record. Lineage: Eukaryota; Metazoa; Arthropoda; Insecta; Diptera; Syrphidae.